GUUUAAAAAUAGAAAAGAAAAAAAAGAAGAAGAAAAAGCGAAUGGAAUAAAGUACGGCAUAUCAAAAUUUUCCCAGAAUUCCACCGCACUUCCUCACAUGUGCCUCUUUUUCGCGAUCCAACAUGGUUCUCAGUCAGUUCCGCUUUGUGGAAGUUGGCCGUGUGGCCAUGAUUGCCUAUGGCCCAGACGCUGGAAAGCUAGCUGUCAUUGUUGAUGUAAUCGACCAAAACAGGGCCUUGGUUGAUGGACCUUGCACAGGUGUAUCCAGACAACAGAUAAACUUCAAGGCACUGCAGCUUACAUCCAUUGUGAUGAGUAUUCCACGAGGAUUACGACCAGGAAACCUUGCAAAAUCUUGGGAAAAGCAGGAAAUUAAGAAGAAGUGGGAAAGCACAUCCUGGGCAAAGAAAAUUGCCAACAAAGAAAAGCGGGCUCAGUUGACAGACUUUGACAGGUUCAAGCUGAUGAAAGCCAAACAGGCGAGAAAUCGGUUGAUUAAUGUGGAGUUUGGAAAGCUAAAGAAAACAAACAAAAAAGCUGCUCCAAAACCAAGAAAGAAGCCUGUGAAAAAAUAGACUAUUGUCAUGAAUAAAUGUGAUGAUAUGUA
Messenger RNA from Ostrea edulis (European flat oyster), 607 nucleotides. Its product is annotated as 60S ribosomal protein L14-like. Gene Ontology annotation, cellular component: cytosolic large ribosomal subunit; ribosome. The record is from RefSeq and is a predicted model, not a curated record. NCBI's taxonomy places the organism in Eukaryota, Metazoa, Mollusca, Bivalvia, Ostreida, Ostreidae. Gene Ontology annotation, biological process: ribosomal large subunit biogenesis; translation. The transcript is spliced from 5 exons. The coding region runs from base 123 to 575 and encodes 150 amino acids. Gene Ontology annotation, molecular function: RNA binding; structural constituent of ribosome.